CUUGACAGUCUUGACACAACACGGCUUUGCGUCUUAGUGAAUAGUUUGACAUCUGUUUGACAAACAUAAUAUUGAAGACUGAAGAUAAUGGCGAAGGGUGCCUUUUUUCAUAUUUAGUGUUGAUUAUCAGGGAGUUUGUGCAUGCAGUGGGUGUUUUAGUGACCUAGUUGUAAGCGGCUAAAUUAGCUUCAGCAAUGCAAGGCCAAGAAGCUCCUCCGGGCUCCUCAGAUCACAGGUUAGCGCUCAUUCAUGAAAUGAGUGCUCAUAACUUUGACCUGAUUCGAUUUGCCUCAUACAGAACAGCCACAAAGCUGCGAUUUAUACAAAAAAAAGUCAGUUUACAUGCAGUUGAUAUAUGGAAUGUAAUAGAAGCAUUUCGCGAACAAGGGCUUCAUGCAUUAGAUCCAUCAUCCGAGCUUAGUGUGGCAAGACUAGAGACCCUGUUAUGUUCUCUGUAUCAUAGCUUAAAUAAAAGGGCGCCACCUACUCAACAGGCCCAUGUGGAUGUCUGUUCCAGCCUGUUGCUUAACUGGCUAUUAGCAGCUUAUGCCACAGUAGAUAAUGUUGGCAAAAUUCGAGUAUUUUCAAUUAAAAUUGCAUUAGCCACUUUGUGUGCAGGAAAACUGAUGGAUAAGCUAAGAUAUGUUUUCUCACAAAUUUCGGAUAGUAACGGUUUACUAAUACAAUGGAGAUUUAACGAGUAUCUUCAAGAAGUGUUGGCUCUGCCAGCCGCAGUUUACGAAUCCCCAACGUUUAGUUAUACCGAUACAUUAGCUGCGUCAAUUUUUAAUCCAAACACCAAAAUAACUGUCAAUGACUUUCUGGAUACCAUGAUGUCAGAUCCAGGACCCCCAUGUUUAGUAUGGCUUCCUUUGAUUCAUCGGAUUGCAAGUGUGGAAACUGUCGCACAUCCAGUCCAGUGUGAUGCUUGCCAAAGGGAAAAUUUCACCGGGUUUAGAUACCGUUGUCAGAAGUGCCCCCAUUACACGUUAUGCCAGGAUUGUUUUUGGCGUGGAAGAGUGACGGCUCCACAUAAUUUGGAUCAUCAAGUGAAAGAAUAUGCAUCGUAUUCGCCGAGCAAAACGAUCGGACAAUCCCUCAGAAAAUCGUUUAGAUGUGUGCCGGAUAAGCAAAGAAAUAAUUUGCCCAGAUUUCCGGAACAGCCCGAGAAAACUUUGAAUCUGUCUCAUAUCGUCCCACCAUCUCCUAUUCCAUCCCAUAAUGGCUUUCCCGAUGGUCAAUUCAGUGCUGGAUUUGACGGAAUGGGCAGUUUAGACAGCCGAUCGACUGCUCGAAGUCUUGAUAGUGCUAGAGAUGAUGAACACCGCCUUAUAGCACGGUAUGCAGCCAAACUUGCCCAAGAGGCUCGAGGAGGAAUGCCGCGAAGUGCAACGUACCGAAAAAAUUCACUGUCCCCAGAUGGUUUAACGGGAAGAGUACCUUCAGAAGCGUGUUUAGGGAUGGAUUCAACUAGAGCCCAAAGAGAGCUGAUUAAUCAGCUGGAGUCAAAAAAUCGUGAAAUAAUGCGGGAAAUCGCCAGAUUAAGAAGACAGCAGGAGUUAGAAUCGAGUCACAGUGCAGAUAAUCCGGUUUUGAUGAGUGAACUUCGGGCAUUACGUUUGCGCAAGGAUGAGUUAGAAACUCACUUAAUCACUCUCCAGGACUCUCGGAGGCAACUUAUGAUACAACUCGAAGGAUUGAUGAAAAUGUUAAAAAACCAUCAAUCUUCCCCAAGAAGCACCCCGAAUUCAUCUCCAAGGAGCACGAAAUCGCCGCCUCUUCCACCUGGAGCAGUUCCUGUCACUCAGGCUAAUCCCAGGAGUGCUCCUCAGACUCCGAUGGGGAUGCCGCCUUCUUCUAGUGCUACGAUGGUAAAUUCCAUAUCUCCCAUCGGAGGGGACAGGGAAAGAUUGGAUCGAGAAAGGGAUAGAAGAGAUAUUCCGUUGGGGUUGGUUCAACCAUUGGGUGCGAUGGUAGGAAGACCUGAACCUGUCAAUGCUGUACCACCAGAAAGGAACGAGAGAAGUGAGAGAAAUAUGCAAAAUGUCAAUAACGAUGCAUCUUUGAUGGGGGUAGGAGGCGAUGUUAGGAAUGCUUUCGGGGGUGGUUCGAACGUCAAUAUGGGUUCUAAUGGAAAUGGAACGCCAGGCUCCGUAGGACGUUCGCUACGAAACGAUCUAUUGGUAGCUGCUGAUUCAGUAACCAACGCCAUGUCUACGUUGGUUAGAGAGUUAAACUCAGAAAGCUCAGGCCAUCUACAGACGAAUACGGCCAGAAAAUCUGUUAAUUUUGAGGACGACGGUGAAGAUGAAUCGGAUGGUGGUUGGCAGCAGGAGUUACAGCGCCGAUAUAUGCAAGAUGCAAAUUUUAUGGCAGAGUUGCGAGCCAGGCAUCCUUCAAGUCCACCAGAAACGAAUCAAGGUUAUCCGGAUAUACCAGGUUUUCCUGGUCAAAACUACAUCCAUGGACAGAAUUUUAAGAUGCAGGGGAUCUGCUAUCCGCAGAAUAGCGGGCAGAAGAAUUAUACCGCCGAACAAAUGCAAGACCAUUUUGGGCAACAGUACUCGAGGCAGGAUAACCACUCCGGGCAAGAGCCGCAGCACAGCUUAGAAUGCCAGUUAGAAUCUAACGAGCAUGAAGAAGUGAGAAACAAAGAAACAAUAGAGUUCGAAGAGGCUCUAAAACAGUGGGUAAACCGAUAAAGCUUUAGCUAUGAUUAAAUAGUUAGGUUCUUUAUAAUGUUCAAAUAAGUUCUUACAUAUUCAACUUUCCAAACGGGGUAUACACACUUUAAAACCAUGUAUGAAAUAAUAGCAAAGUUUACUCAAUCAAUGGUUGCAAAUACACUAACUGCACUGAGAUAAUGUAAGAAUUUAUUAGAAAUAUUACGUUAUAAGUAUACUUUGCAAGGGAAAAUAGUAUUGAAAAGACACGGAUUUUUCGGCGUUUGAGUCGGUUUAUGAGAAUAAUUAGUUGGAAGAAAAGGUAUAAAAAUUCUUGACAAGGUUGGUUCAUGUUUACACGAGCACGUUGUUGCAUAACAGAAAUAAAUAAACGAGAAAACUGCCAGGUACCAUAAUAGAUCAGGAAAUUGAAACAAAAAAAUGUUAUAAAAUAUGUUUUUGACGAAGUGUUCAAAAGUAUUGAACUGAAUAUUUGUAUGAAAAAUAUGUUUACACGUUAUUUUUAUGUUGACUUUUGUAUUUAUCAUGUAUUUUGAGCUCAACAGGUAUUCUCGUAAUUUUUUGUGUUCCCUUUUGGACAACUGAAAGCGCAUUUAAAAAAACAGAAAACCAGACUAGCACUGAGACAAAAUAAAGACAAAAAAAUUAGAGUUUAUUCUACAUGAACAAUUGAGGUUUCAAUUUGGACAACAAACUUGUUCGGCUUCGCUUCGCUUUACGUCGCUACAGCGUUCAUUUGCCUUUAUAAUUUCUUUCCUCUUUGAGAUAGUAUUGAUCUAUCAAUAAGUUGAAUAAAUACGUACAAGUUUCAUGGAUUUUAUAAUGUUUUUAUAAAUUGGGUCACUACUCAUGAGAAGUUAAAAGCUUAAAAAUUUUUUUAAAGCGAUUGAUUAAUGCAUUUGAUAGGGAAACAUCCUGUAUUUUCCAGAAAGAAUUUGACACAAAUUCGCACGUUAAUCUAUGCGAAAAUCGGUCUUUUGAAUUCUAUUUGAAACUUGACUUAAUUUAACACAUUUUUAUUAGCUGCACUCUAGUAGACGACCAACCUACAAGGAAGUUUAACAUUUGAAAUGGCGAAAUUACCUUUCUCAUAUUGUCUUCCAUUUUUGGUUUGGACAACCCUAUGCAUAACUAUUGUUACGUGUAUAUUAUAUGUGUACUUGUAUCAGGUUUUUUAUAGGUACUCAAUAUUGAUGUUUCCGUAUAGUUUGUUCUAUUUACCAUGCAUCAAUUACUUGAGCGCAUCUAUAAAUACUGCAUAUAUCUUACAUUGCAUUAUCAAAGAGGCGUAAUCCACUCAAUCCCAAAAUCUUCAUCAUUGACAUAUUUAAAAUUCGAUUUAACACUCAAAAAUGAGCUGUAAGUACCGAUAAAAUGUUGCUUAUCGCUUCUACUUCCUGAAAUCUAAAUUUAAACAUUGUCUACAUCUUAUAUUUCGUUAGCGAUGCCUUUGGGGUGUCAUGUCAGGAAGUUUUUAUUCUAUUUACGAAUGAAGUUAUGCAACUUAACUUUAAAUCAACCUGUUUAUUUCUUAAAUAACUUAAUAUAUUGACCUGACCUGGCCUGACCCGAAUUCAAAAAUGUACCAUUGCAGUAGAAAGUCAAGAAAACAUUCCACAAGUUCUGUAUAAGCAUGUAGGAUGCUUUUAAUAAUUCUCGUGUGUUUAUUGCAAUAUUUUUAUUAUUAGACCUAAUUUUAUUUACUUAGACCCCUUUUAGAAAGUUUCUGUCUAUGGAAGGGUCUAUGAAUGAAGUCUUGAGGGAUUGGUGCAUGAUUAUUUUGAUUUUCGGCCUAAUGUUAACAAAAAAUAGAUAUAACUAAUAGUAAUAACUAAUCAUGAUAUCUAAAACGGCAUUUAAAUAAGAAAAAAAUUAGCAAACUCAUUAAAGCAUAGUGCUUAGUUGUAAGUAUACUCAUCCAUUUUGACGUUUCAUAUCAAUUAGAUGUAAGAAAACGCUUCUUUAUUAAUAUUUUUACAGUGAAUCGAAUGAAACUAGUACAAUUUUAUUUACUAAUAGUCCUACAUCCGUAAAGUAAUAUAGUGAAACAAGAUAUAGGAGAUAAUACAUGUAAUAAUCAUCGGGCUUUCUAGUGAAAUCCUUCCAUAAAUUUAUAUGUUGGAAUCUGUCCACGAUUUAAAAACUAGAAUUCUCUUUUAUUUAAACUAGUUUUUUAUGUAUAAUUAUUCAAAACAUAGUGACAUGUUCACUAAUCCGCCAGCCAUAACUUUGUAAUUUAUUUAUACCUUUGAACUUGACAAUUUACUUCAGACCCGGAUGUUGUAAUUUCCGAAUUUUUUUGUGAAAAACCCUUUUUAUUAGUGGUUAACAUUUCGAGUAGCACAACAGUUUACUAUCGGUAUGAGCAGUUUUCAUGCGUCGGUAAUUAUUUAUAUUUGUGUUUAUUUGAAUAGUUCCUGACGUUUAAAAUAGGCUUAGCAGGAUAAUAAAUACAAAAAUUAAACUUUUUUGAAAUAUAUACUAAACUAAAAUAAACUUUGUAUAUUUACAAAAUACCAUUUGUACAGAAAUAGCGACUAAAAAAGAACGUUUAUAUAAAAAUGAUGUGGUUUUGGUUUUGUUUUAUUUUAUUUAAAAAAAUUAUAAUAAAGUUUGCUUUUGUUGCGUCCCCAUAUUCAAAUUACGGUAUGUCCAGAACCAUUGAAUUAAUUCACAAAGUAUGUUAUAUAAAAAAUAAUUCGAAUUCAAUGUAGAACCUGAAUCUGGACUAAAAAGUAAGCUGUUCCAUUUAAAAAAAAAUAAACCUGAGUGUCAUAACUUUAUUUUGAUCUACCCUAUAUAGUUGAAAGUAACAGAAACAAAUACUUUGGCGACAACCAUAACACUUUUAUAUGAACGUUUUUUUUUCAGUUGCUAUUUCUGUACGAUCUAAAAACGAUCCGUCUCGCUUCGCGGACUCACCCUGUAUACGCAGCUACUUCAAAGGGCGAUUACGAAUACAAAAACGAAACAUCCAUUUCGGGGCUCUAUUUGUUCGUAUUCAAACGUAAUCUUUUCGCAUAAUUAUUCGAAUAAAGCUGGUUGCGGGGCAUGGAUUGGAAAGAGAAUCAAACGACCUUUUAAAAAAGGUGUUUGAACAUGAGUUUCAGUAUUCCAUUCACUUUAAGUGAAUUUUUUCCAAACCAAUAACAAAUUGUUGGAAAACUUCAAAAUAAGUGCAGCAAAAUUAUUUUGGUUUUGUCUCGUACUUUGAAGCGUUUCAUUUAUUUCAUAACUCAUCCCUUCAUCCCGAAUAUCAGUUGUAAACGUUUUUGGACCAAAGAAUGCUUUAUAAUAACUUCUAAUCUUGAUAUUGACCUUAAUUAUUUUGUCUACUCUAGAAUAUUUUAUUAAUUAUAAGCAAAACCCUCCACUCGAAUUGUAAUAAACUAAGAAUACCAAAUGUUACAUUCGAAAGCAUUUUCUAUACAACAGAUGUCUCAUUGAAGGCGGGAAACUAAUCUAUUCUGCUAAUAGAAAUUGAACAAAAAUACUUCAAAUAUGAAACCAAAUAUAAAUAUUCAUCAGCAUAAAAGAUAUGUUCAUUAAGGUAUAAUGAUCCCAUGAAUAUUUAUAUACAUUUUUAAACUGAAAAAAUAUUUUAUUUAGCUUGUAAUCGAAGAAUUCAAGUGGUGAAUUUGUUCUUAGUGAGACACUCUGUAUAAUCAAGAUGAUCAGCAAAGAUUGGUGUAAACUGUAGACAUUCUUUCACCGAAACAUAAUUAUUUGAUUUAUUUCACUCUAAACUUAAUAGUUACAGAGCGUUAAUGUUUUAAGAUAGUUCGAGUUUUUUACAGAUCUAAAAAAUCUAUCUAAAAAAACAGAUUUUUUUAAGCUAACAUUUUAACAGAUUAUUUGAAUAUUGAAAAACGCCACAAUGUAAAUUGCUUUAGAACCUGUGGUUUUAUAGUUGAAUUAUUUUAUCUGAAAAUCUAGCAUUUCCCAGCGACAAACAACGGAUUUUAGAUAACUAUAUUUUUUGGAAGUGGAUAUCUAAAGCACAUUUGCACCAUUUUUUGCUGGACUUUAACUUUUUCUAUUUAUUAUUAGAUUAAGUUCCAUAUAUGUAGUAAUUAAUUUAUGUAAUAGCAUACGAUGUAAACCUAGUCAAACUAACUACAGAUAUUCAAAUUUAUUUUUGUUGCUGUAGUUAUAAGGCGUAAUUUUAAGGCAUUAUAAAAAGUAAUACUGUAAAAUUAUGUUUGUUUAUAUUUGUAAAUUUUAAUGUGUUUCAACAAAGGUUAUGUACAAAUAGUACCUACUUUGACUGAAUCAACUAUAGAUUAAUAGCUCUCGAAUUGUUAAAGUUUUACAUGUUAUACUGUAGUUCCGAAAUAAAAAAAAGCAGUUUAAACAUUA
Messenger RNA from Dendroctonus ponderosae (mountain pine beetle), 7043 nucleotides. Its product is annotated as dystrobrevin beta. NCBI's taxonomy places the organism in Eukaryota, Metazoa, Arthropoda, Insecta, Coleoptera, Curculionidae. Gene Ontology annotation, molecular function: zinc ion binding. The transcript is spliced from 19 exons. The coding region runs from base 195 to 2702 and encodes 835 amino acids. Gene Ontology annotation, biological process: synaptic signaling. The record is from RefSeq and is a predicted model, not a curated record. Gene Ontology annotation, cellular component: synapse; plasma membrane.